AUGUUCGAACACAAUUUAUACCGUUCCACCAAGAAGGGAAUCUCUGGACCUCCAUCGUACAGCACUACGCAGAAUGGGAGCAAUAAUCAGGAACCGAAAGCCUCUGCAGGUCAACAAAACUCGUCCGUAGAACCCGACUAUAACGGACAGAAGGCCUCUCAGGGCGCAAGUCAAUAUGUCCAGAUGUGA
Talaromyces stipitatus ATCC 10500 is the source of this 189-nucleotide messenger RNA. RefSeq lists its product as uncharacterized. The record is from RefSeq and is a predicted model, not a curated record. The transcript has 2 exons. NCBI's taxonomy places the organism in Eukaryota, Fungi, Ascomycota, Eurotiomycetes, Eurotiales, Trichocomaceae. Bases 1 to 189 code for a protein of 62 amino acids.